GUGAUUGGAAAUUCUGGAGCCAUUUGAAAGUGUCAAAUUAUUAUUAUUCAAACGCGCUAAAAUUGAUGUCGAUUUUCACUUAUAACCUGUCAUUCAUCGAUCAAUUCGAUUUGAUUGUGUUCAGCAAAAGAGUUUAGAGGCAAGGAUGAAACGUCCAUAAGGGCUUUAACCCUAGUGAACGAUCGAAAGGAGGGAGUUUCUUACAGAAGGGAAAAAAGACGACUGUGUUUGCGGCGGUGUAACCAAGAUUUCUGUGUUACUGUAACCUUUUUAUCGCCCCACGCACAAAUUUGUUCACAAUAUGAACAACGCAUCGACCAACAACACAGGAAGCAUCACUCAACCAAGUGUAACACUCGUUCUGUACUUCGCAACGUUCUUCAUCGGUCUUGCGGGGAAUCUUCUAGUCGUGGUGAUCAUCGUCACUCGAAAAACCAGGAAACGCAUGAAUGAUAUAUUUGUCCUUAAUCUCAGCGUAUCUGACCUGUGUCUCAUCCUGUUCUGUUUGCCAGCACUGAUUUACGUACAGCUUGUCGGUUCUGUUACAUCUCCGUUUUAUUGUAAGUUUGUAUGGCCCAUGGUUACUGUUUCGUUCUCUUCCAGUAUUUUGACCAUUACUUCCAUGGCUUGCUACCGUUGUAACGUUCUCCUUCAUCCCUUUGAACUUCCGCCCAGCGGAAAACAGGUUCUUUUGUGGAUUUCGUCAAUAUGGCUCGUCUCCUUCGUGAUUGCCAUACCUCUGAUAAUCACUUCAAAAUUUCAAGAGGAUCUGAAGGGCAGCACAUGUUACGAGGACUGGCCUAGUUUAAAUUUUAAACGAGGUUACACCGUAGCGCUUUUCAUUUUGCAAUAUCUCUUGCCAUUACUGACCAUAGCCGUCGCUUACGUACGAAUUGGUAUCGAUUUGACACGAACCAAGGUUCGGCGUGCUUCGAUUACAAGAAGAGGAGAAGUUUCGGAUCAAGGAAGCAGAGAGGAAAAUGUAAAAAUCAUAAAAAUCUUAGCAACAAUUGUAGUUUUGUUUACAUUUUGUAUGUUACCGGUGCAUAUCGCUUGGAUUUUGUUGGAUUUUGGUGGAAACAGCGAGAAAGAGAUAGCCGAAAUAAUUUUCAAAUUUUCAGAUGUCUUAGCCAUUUUACAAAGUUGCCUAAACGCAGUGAUAUACGGCGCGCUCACCAAACAUUUGCGAAGUGGAUUUGUAAAGUGCUUGUUACGGCCGCUAGCUAUUUGUUACGAUUUUCGAAAAGGUGGCGAGCAAGUCAGUUCGCAAAGAAGGCCGACAUACCAACCUUCUGGAGAGGAAUUAGAGACAUUUACUUUGGGUAGGAAAAGCACGUUCUCUUAAAAAUCGGUUGAUGUCUAGCCCCGUGGGCCAACUUCGUUUCCCCGUUAAGAAACUUAAGCCUUAACGAAAUCGCGCAAAUAAGAUCAUUUGCACGUUUUUUGUUCUUAAUUGAUUUUGAGUAAUAAUACUUUUAGACGGAACUAGAGUGACAAUGACUUAAUAUGCCCAGGGAAACAACACGAACUAUGCAUUCAGUACCAGGUUGAAAGACAAUUUGUGUGCAAAUUGUUUUGCGUCAAGUAAGGUUGUUAAGAAACAGAUGUACAAUUGUUAUUAAGGUGGGACAACUGGUUUUAGAGCCUAAGGUCUAACAUCACGUUUGUCAAGUACAAAGGGACUUGGUAAUCAAAAGCAUACUCAAUCCUUAAAUUGUAAAUUUUCUCUGGUUUUACUGAGGAUUUUUUUUUUAACUUUCACAGCAGAUGUUUCUUGUCUCAGUUUUCACACUGAAAUGAAGGCUAUGACUUAAAGACAGAUUUUCCGUCGCUUAGGUCAAUAGAUAAAUGCAUUAACCCUUUCACUCCCAAGAUCUCAUUAGUAAUUCUCUUUACUGUCUGUCAUAUAGUUCUUAAGAUGUUAGCUUGAAGAAUUUGGUAUUAGAUCAACUAAUAAUCCCGUAACUGAUAUUUUUCUUCAGUCUCAUCACUUGUCUGCUUGAUAUUGUAUUGAUAUUGUAAGGAGAAAUUCUGUCUUGGUCACUUAUGGGAGUUAAAGGGUUAAGUCAUUUCAACUUACUUUGCAUUUAUCUUUCAAUGAAGUUGUUCUUUUUGCAGGGUAAAGAUAAUAUGAAUUUGAACUACCAAGAUCUCAUCAGUAAUUCUCUGUACUGUCUGACAUACAAUUCUUUUAAUGUCAAUUUGGAGAAUUUGAUAUUGGAUCAACUGAAAAUCCCCUAUUUGAUAUUUUACUUUAUUGUCGUCACUUCGAUGCAUGAUAUUGUAUUGAUUUUGUAAGGAGAAAUUCUUUCUUGGUCACUCAUGGGAGGUAAAGGGUUAAGUAUAUUUAUGUGAAUUCUGGGAGUUUACUACACUCGUUUUAAAACUGUUUAAAUAACUGACGAUAGUUAUUCUAUUCUUCCUUGUGAGUGUUGCUUAAUGUUUGCUAGUGAUGCCUUACGCCAUCGCGCAAAGAAGGCUGUAAGGAGUCCUAACUAAAAUCACGCAUUCUCUCGACAGCAGACAAUAGCGUGACCAUGUUCAGCCCGACUCAGUUGUAUGGUCGCAGAAAAAAAAUUUAUUUGGACCAUUUUUUCCUGCUUGAUUAUCUAAUUUCAUCUCAGCGAGAUUUCCACUCUUUUUUUUUCUAUCCUGUUGCCCAU
Pocillopora verrucosa is the source of this 2663-nucleotide messenger RNA. RefSeq names its product neuropeptide FF receptor 2-like. The record is from RefSeq and is a predicted model, not a curated record. Lineage: Eukaryota; Metazoa; Cnidaria; Anthozoa; Scleractinia; Pocilloporidae. Gene Ontology annotation, molecular function: G protein-coupled receptor activity; peptide binding. Gene Ontology annotation, cellular component: plasma membrane. Gene Ontology annotation, biological process: G protein-coupled receptor signaling pathway; cellular response to hormone stimulus.